AUGAAUGGCAUGCACCGCGAAAAGCGACAAGAUUCCGCCCAGAACACAAAGCCUACUGAUGCAGACGCAGGUACCGGUGUGUUCGAAGCUGCACAGAACGACGCAUCACAAGCAGUCCUAGCGAACUCUGUUGCGGCACAAACGCCUGCUACUUCUGACGGCGCAGCAGCGAACGGCCAUUUGCCACCGGAAACCAACUCAGUCAACUCUGUGAUUAAUUCCGAUAAUACCGCAGCGUCUGAUGUAGCAGUUCAACCUCCACCGCCUGUUGCACCUGCCAUUGCAACUGUUGCUGCUCCUUCUCAUAUUGCAACAUCUACCCAUGGAGCCAAUGGGCACCAACUAGUGGUAAACUCUGUUGUUGCAUCAACCAGUGCUGCUGCGGAACCUGAUGUCGGCACAUCUCCUAGCGCAGUUAUCCCGCCCCUGCCACCGCUGAUGAAUGUUGCUCCGCUACCAGUUGUGGAUAAAACAACAGGUGCCCAUACAGUGACCUCUCUUCUACCAGCAGUGUUACCUUUCAAUAAUGGAUUAUCUGUUGUUGAAUCUGUUUCUACUCCUUCUGGUCAUAUAAUAGCGUCAAAUUCUGCGAUCCCGCCUCUAGCGCUGCGAAUUCCUGCCGCUCCACUAGGGAAUGCUUAUGAUGCCACGACCAUUUCAAUUGUGGCAAGUGCACUUGACGCAACGGAAAGGAUAAGACGUUUGAAAGAUGGUUUUCGCACUGAUAUGGCUAGAAUAAGCAAUCUGGUGCACGGAUCAUUGCCAGCAAAUGAUAAUUUGAUUGUGAAACACGAACGGGCACUGGUUAUGGCGUUUAUAAUGUGCUGUAUGUGGGAUGAAAUCAUGCAUAAGGAUCUGUGGCAGCGAUACGUUGCAAGUUAUUCUUCAAGAAAAACGAAAGCUAUAAUUGUGAAUCUUGCUUGGAAAAACAUAUCGGACGUUCAAACUACAAACAAAAUACCAGUGUCACCUGAAAUCAUUAACCAAGAUAUGGAGGAUAUGAAAGACAAACUUUUAGCAUAUACAGACGUAGCAGACAAACCGCUAACCCGCCAUCUUUCAGUAGCUUCGGCAGCGUACGAAGAAUGUUGUGCAGCAAUGGAAACAGAUGAUCUCUUUAAUGAUUAUUUGACCAAUAUCAAUCAUAAUUUUGAACUAGUGCUUGAUGAUAUAUACUUAUGCCAUAAGAAACUAGAAGAAAUUCAUCAAAGUAAUCCGUAUUUAUAUUUGACGUGUGACUUUUAUUAUAACCAAUCGCAAUCGACUAUGAAGGAACGUGAAGAGAAUCUUGAGAAAUAUAAAGAUCAAAAAGAAACAAUUCUUCACGCUUUUGAGAGCGCAAUCUCGCCGAAGCGACCGCAAAGCGCAAUUAUAAAAGCAAUGGGAAAUAUGAGUAGGAAAUAUUGUAAUCAACAUAUAUUCAAAUUAAUGUACUUACCACUCCAAAUAUGGAAGUGCGAAAAACAAAUACGUGAUGCAAUUGCACAAAAUGGAACUGAGCCUUACCAGCGAUAUGAGAAAAGUAUUAGUAAGCCAUUUCGUGAUAUAGUUCUCCAAGAUUGGAAAAACCUCGAAAGAGCUGAGCAGAGCUUUACAUUAUCAAGUUCAAUCGAAAUUGUUACAAGUCAACCAUUAAAAAACUUGUUUCAUCCUGUAGCAAUCAUCACGCAGAGUCCAUCUGUUGAGCCACUCUUCUCAAAUCCAGAUAGCACACAUGUUCCUGUCAUAGCAGCUGCGUCUUCACAUAUAUUUACUACUGAACACGCUCAUACAAAGACACCCACGCCUGAAGCUACGACUGAGGUGGCAUGUAAAGAUGCAACUGAAUCUGGAGAUGUAAUUAUACAAAAAGCUCAACAUAAGCAUGAAAUCGUAUCUCAACAACCAGUCCAACCUGUAUCUCAACAACCAGCCCAACCUGUAUCUCAACAACCAGUCCAACCUGUAUCUAAAAAAUGGACGGGUAAGGUUACACAAUGGAGUGAACAUCAGCAUGAAGCUAAUGGAAACGCUAUGCUUGCACAUUCAUCAAAUGAAACAACUAAGAAUAGACACAACAUGCUGCAAGCAGUUAACUCAGGCAAUAAUUCAUCACCAAUUUGUACGUUCUAUCAAACUUUGACGAUACUCUUCGUACUUUCUACUUUAAACGUUUUCUUUUGA
Molecule: messenger RNA, 2163 nt
Organism: Adineta ricciae
Lineage: Eukaryota; Metazoa; Rotifera; Eurotatoria; Adinetida; Adinetidae
Source: the annotation of a GenBank genome assembly